Messenger RNA from Molossus molossus (Pallas's mastiff bat), 490 nucleotides. RefSeq names its product cytochrome c oxidase subunit 6B2. Bases 1 to 375 code for a protein of 124 amino acids. NCBI's taxonomy places the organism in Eukaryota, Metazoa, Chordata, Mammalia, Chiroptera, Molossidae. The transcript has 5 exons. The record is from RefSeq and is a predicted model, not a curated record. Gene Ontology annotation, cellular component: mitochondrial crista; mitochondrion; respiratory chain complex IV.
AUGGGGAGGCGGGUGGAAGCCCGGAUUCCGGCUGGGUCUUGCCGGUUCCGAGAGCAAGACUCCUUCCUUCGGCCCCAGACGCCAAGCGCCUCUAGUGCGCUGCCGGCUCACGGCGUGUUCCACACUGAGAAGCCCCCCAAGGGGCGAUGGUUCACGCCGCCCUUCGACCCGCGCUUCCCCAACCAGAACCAGACCCGCAACUGCUACCAGAACUUCCUGGAUUAUCACCGCUGCGUCAAGAAAAUGAACCUCCGCGGGAAGAGCACGCAGCCCUGCGAGUAUUACUUCCGCGUGUUCCACUCGCUGUGCCCCAUUAGCUGGGUGCAGCGCUGGACGGAGCAGAUCCAGCAGGGGACCUUCGCGGGUAAAAUCUGACGCUCUGCGCGGCUCCUUCCUGGCACCGGCCCCAGUGGCCCUCGUCCCCUCGACUCCUGGAGACCGGGGUCCGGACCCGCACCCCCCAAUCUCUAAGCGACAAAUAAAGCUAUGU